UUCACCCUCCAUAUUCCCGAGCCUGUCCCCCCCCCAGUCCACCCGUCAAAAGGAGAAGUAUACGGCCUGCCAUGUCCCACAAGAUGGCGGACUUCGCGUCACCAAGUAGCUCCCGUUUCGCGAGCCGGGCGGCUAUCGCCUCGCUCUCCCUCUUCCAUGGAUCGACUCCUCUCCCUUGAGUCUAUUCGUUCCGUUGUUCAAAGUUCCCUCCCUCACGUCGCCGUCGAGUCUAUCAGUCUAUUACCGCCCGACCGACUUCUGAGAUCGUUCAGCAUCAAGAUUUCAGAUGAUAGAGUGCUGCUCCUCAGCCUGCCGCCACCCCGGACGCAGAGGAUACUGCGAUCAGAACAGGCUGCGAUCCUAUCAGAAUACCUAGCGACGAAAUGGAUCCUUGAAGAGGUACUCAAACCCACCCACCAGGUUGAAGCAACGCCUCGCGAAGCCACAGAAAUCCAGUCGCAAGCCGACCAUCCGUCGGGGCCAAGGGAACGGGAGGCCAACGUGGGGGAAAUGCGGAAUUCGACAGGGAAUAUACUCAGAUACCUGCCCAUUCUCAUAACCCACUCUUCCUUGACGACGGAGUUGGGCGUGCCCUUCAACCUCUUCGAGCCCACGAGGGGGGUGCCUAUCUCUGGACUCACGACGCCCCUGACGAGAGCUGAGAGAGGGGCCAUAGAUUUCCAGCAGGGGAUGCUUUUGCGACAACUUUUGGCGCUCACGUCGCCGAACGGACGCUUUGGACUCGCUACGGCUGUCGUCGGACCCCUAGAGACGGCUGCUGAGCUUCCGGGCACGCGUCAGACUCCUCUAGGCUGUCGUGGCGCAAGUACUUGGAGAAAUGCAUUCCAUUCCCUGUUAGAGGGCGUUCUAAGAGACGCGGAAGACAUGGCCGUAACGAUAAGUUACGAACCAAUCAGGGCACAUUUCAACAGGAUAAGCCAUGUUUUGGAUGGUGUUACAACAGCUAGAUUAGUAGUGUUGGACGCGAGCAACGAGGCUAAUGUCUUGUUAUCGAGAUCCACGAAAUCCGCAAAAGACGGAGACGGAACGAACCCACGAUCGGCAUUGGGUCCAGUGUCGAAAAAAUCAGAAACGGAGACAGAGGCAGCUACCAAGGAGCAGACAGGCACACACGAAGAGAAAAGAGAAAGUCAGGGCGAAGACUUGCCCAGACACCAGGCGCCAACUAUCACUGUCACCGGAUUGCGCGACUGGAGCAACUGCAUCUUCGGUGAUCCUCUGAUGGCCGAAGUAUUUAGCCUUGGCCCCACGCCCGAAUUUCUCCGCGGUUUCAAUCAGCGGCGAGAUGGUUCCUUGUCCUCGUCUGCGUCGGGACCGGUAGUCUGGUCUAGUACUGCCGAUGUCCCUGGGCAAGAAAGCGUGGGGGAGGGCGAGAGCCUCCCGUACGACGGCGACGUUAUCGAGGACCGCGAGAACGCACGAGCACGCCUGCUGUUGUACGAGUGCUACCACGCCACGGUGCACGUAGUCGAGCAAUUCUACCGCCCGGGCCGCAAUAGUAGUGAGCGCGAGAUUGCUGCUCGCCGCCGUCUCACUGCCGUCCUGGCCAAGCUCGAGGACUUCGACGAGAUGACCGGUGACAAGAGGGCGAGGCGACCUAGCGGUGCCCCGACGUGGCCAGUUAAGAAGGUGAAAGCAGACCUGAGCAAGGACGCGGACACUAGGGUUGGGACAGAGAGUCCGGAUCCUGAGGGGAAAAGGACAUCGGGGCAUGGCAGUAUAGACUUGGACUAAGGACGGAAAACCCGCAAAAGCAUAAUGCGGUACGUGUGGGGGAGGCCAUUAGAAAAGGGAAUAGGAUGGCGUGUGGGUAUUUACAUAACACACGGGACGGACCUUAUUAGCAUCAUAUCCUGGAGUUGGUUACAAGCUGCAUCGGAGACAGCGGGUGAUGUCUAUACGUAAUGUCUGUAUGUAUGUAUACCUGAACGAUUUUAUAAAUGG
Durotheca rogersii is the source of this 1965-nucleotide messenger RNA. RefSeq lists its product as uncharacterized. The record is from RefSeq and is a predicted model, not a curated record. The transcript has a single exon. Lineage: Eukaryota; Fungi; Ascomycota; Sordariomycetes; Xylariales; Xylariaceae. Bases 157 to 1755 code for a protein of 532 amino acids.